Molecule: messenger RNA, 1785 nt
Organism: Emys orbicularis (European pond turtle)
Lineage: Eukaryota; Metazoa; Chordata; Testudines; Emydidae
Product: carcinoembryonic antigen-related cell adhesion molecule 6-like
Exons: 11
Coding region: 1-1785 (594 amino acids)
Source: RefSeq, a predicted model, not a curated record
AUGGGGAGAAUCCCCCACAGACCGGGCGGCCCUUGGUCAGGGAUUCUCCUGGCAGCCUCCGUCCUCGGCUCCUGCCUCCAGCCGGUGCUGGCCCAGACCACAGUGACCAUCGUCCUCACCCCGCCGAGCCCCGUGGUGGGAGGGGACGUCAGCCUGGCCCCGCAGCCACCACCACAGGACUUCAUGUACUGCAGCUCCUUGCGAUAUAAGACCACUGAUGGAAACCGCCAGAUCCUCACCUACUUCCCACUAACGCCCCCUGUUCAGCAGAACGGCCUGGCCCACACAGGGCGGGAGACAGCGGGGCCCGGCUGCGUCCUGAACAUCGCGGGGUUAACGCUCAAUGACACUGGGUUCUACAUGAUGGAGAUAGAGCGCCGGACUAGCUUUGUCUUCGCGAUAGAGUAUCUGCCCGUCUAUGAAAUCCUGCCCAAGCCCACGGUGAUGCCCGGCCAAACCCAGGUGCUGGAGAACGGGACCUUCACCCUCACGUGUAACAGCUCCCCCAGCGCCGACACCGUGCUCUGGCUCCGGGACGGGGCGUACCUCGCGCCCAGUGAGCGGCUGGUUCUAUACUCUGACAACCGGACCCUCACGGUGCUGAAUGUCACCCGGGGCGACGCCGGCACCUACCAGUGUGAGGUCAGGAACCCCGUCAGCACCGACCGCAGCGAGCCCAGCACCGUGAUGCUGGCCUAUGGGCCGGACUCUACCAGGAUGGACCCUCCAGGACCCAUCAACCUGACCUUCGGAUCGCUUCUGACCCUGACGUGUGUCGCUGACUCCGUCCCAGCCCCGAGCUAUCGCUGGGUUCUCAAUGGCACCGACACUAAGGAGACCGGGAGCAGCUUGACCUUUAACCCCAUGACCUGGGCUCAGCAGGGCACAUACGAGUGCCAGGCUCACAACCCCGUCACCAACCGCACUGCCUGGGCUACCACUCUGACGCUCUCUCUGUUCCCAGAAAUCCUGCCCAAGCCCACGGUGACGCCCGGCCAAACCCAGGUGCUGGAGAACGGGACCUUCACCCUCACGUGUAACGGCUCCCCCAGCGCCGACACCGUGCUCUGGCUCCGGGACGGGGCGUACCUCGCGCCCAAUGAGCGGCUGGUUCUAUACUCUGACAACCGGACCCUCACGGUGCUGAAUGUUACCCGGGGCGACGCCGGCGCCUACCAGUGUGAGGUCAGGAACCCCGUCAGCACCGACCGCAGCGAGCCCAGCACCGUGAUGCUGGCCUAUGGGCCAGACUCUGCCAGGAUAGACCCUCCAGGACCCAUCAACCUGACCUUUGGGUUGAUUCUGACUCUGACGUGUGUCGCUGACUCCGUCCCAGCCCCGAGCUAUCGCUGGGUUCUCAACGGCACCGACACUAAGGAGACCGGGAGCAGCUUGACCAUUAAUCUCACGACCUGGGCUCAGCAGGGCACGUACGAGUGCUGGGCUCACAACCCCGUCACCGGCCGCACUGCCUGGGCGUCUGUUGCCGUAUGGGUGACAGGGACGGGUGCUCCUUCAGCUCUCUCUGCCUGGGCCGUCGCUGGGAUCAUCAUCGGGUCACUGGCGGGGGCGGCGCUGGUCGGAGUCGGUGUCUAUUUCCUCUACUCUCCCUGCCGGAACGAGACCCACAAGGAGAACGAGGCACCCGUCCUGGUGUACGAGAACCUGCCCCCGACAGCCUGGGUGGGGCCAGUGGCCCAGCCCAGGAGCCCCCCUGACCCCAGCCCCACGUACCAGACGCUGCAGCCCCAAGAGCUGGACGUGUACGAGGAGCUGAAGAAGUGA